Messenger RNA from Plodia interpunctella (Indianmeal moth), 7203 nucleotides. RefSeq names its product rotatin-like. The coding region runs from base 120 to 6227 and encodes 2035 amino acids. Gene Ontology annotation, biological process: centriole replication; centriole-centriole cohesion; ciliary basal body organization. Lineage: Eukaryota; Metazoa; Arthropoda; Insecta; Lepidoptera; Pyralidae. Gene Ontology annotation, cellular component: centrosome; ciliary basal body; centriole. The record is from RefSeq and is a predicted model, not a curated record. The transcript is spliced from 34 exons.
GCUUGAGUCAACUGUCAUUAAGUUGGUCGUAGUUUUCAAAAAUGUAAACAACUAAUUCAUAAUAUUUUGUUUAAUUUUUUUCAUUUUAGUUAGAUCUCUCGCAGUUAGAUACUUGUGAAAUGGCUACAACGGAAAUAUUAUCUUCCUAUAUUGAAAAAUUGAAUCAUCCGUUGAAAGAAAUCCGUGAACGAGCGUUAAAACUUUUGAUUGCUAAACUACAACUCGGUUGGCAGUUUGAAGAUGAGCUUUCUGGCACCCGGCAGUUGCUAGAAGCAUUACUGGCUUGGUUUCAUGUUCUAAAACCAAGUUUGCAAAAAGAGGUUCUUCAAUUACUUCUAACUACAUUAAAGACUAAAGCAGGAUCCUAUAUUUCUAAAGAGUUUGGCAUUAAGAAAAUACUGUCAAGUUUGGAUCGUGUUAAGGAAAAAAUUGACCCUGAUGCUGUAGAUUAUUAUGAAGAUGUUUUGGAUACUUUACGGUUUUUAAAUAGUGUGCAAUCUGAUGUGAAUGUUGCAAUACCUCCUUUGACUAUACCAUCUGUUACAGGUUCUGAAAGUGAUGAAACCUCUGGGAAUGGUUUCUCUACUUUAGGCUCUAAUUAUCAAUCAUCAAAGGAAAGUUUUGUAGCAAAUGAUGAAGUUGAAAUCAUUAAGGAAAAUAUGUCACAAGAAAUGAAUGGUAUUAAAGUACUCUUGUUCCCAUGGGUUGAUUUAUGUUCAUCGGACUUCAAAACCAUGCUCUUGGUUGAAGAUGCGCUGAGGCUCUUAAAGUCAACUCGGCGAUGUUGUAGAUUCAUCCGUGAUGUGUUUUUACGUGACUUUCCUGCUGAAAUCUUUUUGAAUAGACCAUUAAUAAUUAAGAGUUUGUUAGCCAUAUCGGAGGGAGGGAAUGCUGGGAGGCCAGGAGAGGCUCUCCAAGUUCUUUUACACAUAACUCGUGCAUUGUGCCAGAGGCUAAAACAAUUAUGUUCUAUUGACCUAAUCCAUGAAGCAAAAAGGGUUUCAAUAGAGCCUAGAGAGUCUGAGGAUAGUGUGAACAUGGCAUUAGAGCAUAUCGCCAGUGACGGUGGGCUGCUAGACCAGCCGCGGGAGGACGGCCUGGCAGUGCUGAGGCAGCUGCCAGCCCCUAUAUACGCACUCGACACAUUGCAGUCUGUGCUGGGCACUAUGCAAAGGAGCGUUAUUUGUGUUGAUCCGGCUGAUAAGACCGAGUUUCUAAAUAUGAAAGAAUUGACAAUCUGCAUUAAUUUAGUGGAGCACCUAGUCCAGUUAUUAUUAGACUGUGUGAGUGAUGAGUUUUGGAGCUCAGACCACACCACAAAAACCCAUAGGGAUAUUAGCCACAAGAGCUGUAUGGUCAUGCGUCUACUUGGAGAUCUAUUGAUGAAAUACAAUAAAAGUUCGACCGAGGAUUCGGAGAGUAGUUCGCACAGCACGGCGUGGCUGCGGCUGGUGCGGCCGGCGACGCGGCUGCUGCGCUGGGCGGCGACGUCCGCGCUGCCGCCCGCCGCGCUGCUGGCCGCAUUGCGGGCCGCGCAGCUCGACUACAGGCUGCGGCUGCUGUAUCCGGAGUGUGCUCUCGAGAUCAACACCGUGCUGCAGAACGCGAGGUCAUCUGUAGAUCAAGAACACAACAGAAAAUACAGUGAAUUGUCAAAACUGUUUUCAAGUAUGGACGAUGCUGUUUACUUUAUGAGGAACAAAAAUAAUUGCCGAAAUUCUAAGGCUGUUUUGACUUAUAUCCAGAAAUCUUUACCAGUUCUAGAAGUACAUUUAAGUGAGAAUUAUGUGAACGAUGCAUCUGAUAUUUUACUUUACAAAUUAAAAGACCUAGGUCCAACCGACAAGGAUUGGUCUGUUGCACGCAGUGUUGCUCUAAAUCUCAUGGCACAUAAUGUUGAAUGGGUCCGAGCGAAAUUUUACAGCAAAAUGGCUGAUAUGGUGAAGAGUGUAUUGAUGGGAGAUGAAAAUAAUGACAAUGAGAAAUGUUUCACGUUGCUGUGUGACGUCGGCAUACUCACAGAAAUAUGCUGUCAUGGGCUCUCUUCUAAAUCGAAACAGAUAGCAGAGAGCUCCUCAGAAAUAAUGAUUUAUCUGCUCCGCGGCAGACUGGUUUUGAGUGAGGGCUGCUGGUGGCGGCUGCUGGCCAGCCUUUUACCAGUCCUGCCAUUGCUGCACGUGUAUGCUGCACAUGAUACUCCUCUGGGUGUGGCGAUAUGGAAGUCCCUGCAAGCGGACAUAGCGGCGCGCAUGGGAGUGCCGGAGACGGAGCUGGUGUGGGGACUCGUGCGGCUGCUGCUGGGGCUCUGUGUCGCCGUGCAGCUGGAGGCUGCGCACUCUCUGUGUCGGCUCAUUGAGGACGAUCGAUAUUUGCCUCCCAAAGAAUCUCUUAGAGCCGACAUUUUAAUGAACGCAAUAAGACGGAUUGAACCUCAGGAUUUUAACAUCGACUUCACUAGUUCUCCGUCAAAGACGACGCAGACAACAGGACUACUACAAAUGUUAGAUGUGUUGAAACAAGAUAUAAUCUUGAAUGAAGACGGGGAUGAGCUGAUGGUCCAAGAUUCAGUUCCCGCACUGGAACCGUCUCUCCGUCGCAGUACAUUGCAGCAGUUAGCGGUGAUGAUGCGGCAGCUGGAAUUCCAUGACACUUUCCAGGAGAACGACGGAGUGCAGCUCAUCGUGACUAUAUUGCGGAUGUCCCUGAUGGUGGACGACUACCUGGCGUACCCGGAGUGCGCGAUCAGCUGCGUGUCCAUACUCAAUAGCGUGUGCUUCGCCACCAGGCACGAGCUGGUCAAAAUACCUGAUUUACCUAAACUGCUUUUGAGAGUAAUCCUAGUAUUCCCCGCCAAUGAGGCCGCGGUGGUGCUAUCCGCACAAGCGCUGGCGCUGGUCGCGUGGUCGGGGUUCGCACUGCUGGAGCUGGACGCGAGGCGGCGGCGGACGCCGGCGCUGCCGCUCAGCGUCGUCCGCCGCGUCGCGCUGCCCUUCCGCUGCAACACCUACUGGCACACCAGCCCUAAUGCGGAACAUUCAACCGUUGAAUGGUUGGUAAGCAAUGAAGAAUGUCGUGCGGCUGUCCUCGUGGGAUGGUGGAGCGCGUGGCGCGGGACGCAGGCGGCAGUGCGCGGCGCGGAGUCCCCGCCCGCGCCGCUGGCGCUGCGUGUCGCGCGACGUCAUGCUGCAGCGCUCGCCGCCGCCUGUCCCGUCGCCGCUGCUGCGGACUCGCUGCGACGCUUGGAGAAUGCCACUACACACGCUCAGGUCAUCGAAGCGCUCUGUGUUUUAGAGAGCUACGUGUAUCUUUUGCCAUCAUCGUCAGCGAAGCCCCCCGAGUUCGCGGCGCUGCCGUGGCAGCACCUGCGGCGGUUCCUGGCGGCGCCGCCGGCCUCCGCCCGCGACACCUCGCUGCUCAUAGCGCUGAUGCAGUUUAUGUUGUCUUACAUGGACAACCUGCCUAAUGACGGAGUUACUAUGUCCUGGAUAAAAUCCUACUUCAUCGGAAACGAUUCCAUAGUCAUAUCUCUACUUAGUCGAGACCAAUUGCACCCACACCAGACAUCACAAGACAACAUAGAGGUCACUCAACUCCACAUACACAUCGUCAAGAUAGUACUCCGCUGUAUUAUUGCUCUGGAGAAUGAUGAUUAUGACACUAAUAAAAUGGAGAGUCUACUAAAAAUACUGAUUACAUGCUUGGAAAGGGUCGAUUUGAAGAACUUUCAUAUGUUGGGUUAUUUGAACGAGUUGAUGCGUUGUAUCCGAUACGGGCUGAACUCCCGCUACUGCAAGUUGUCUGAAGACACCCUAUUGCAAUGUCUGUCGCUGACGACCCGUACGCUGAGUGGUUGCGCGGCGGGCGGCGGCCUCAAGGGCCAAGCGUGCAGGCUCGACGCCGUGCUGGCGUUGCUGGCUAUGAUGCGGCAGAUACAGGAAGAAAUGCUCCCAGUGCAGCGAUGGAGCGAAUGUUGGAGCAGUGACGCGGUGCGGACGGUAGUAAAUUGCGUGCGCGGUCUCAAUCCGCAGUUACGAGCGGCCGCGCUGCUUCUCAUUGCAAUGCUGGCCGGGCAUGCCCAGUUGAUGCCGCAUCUGCUGCAGGCGAUAACUGAAGAAUCGCUAUCGCAGUUCGCAAGCGUGGUGUUUACGCAGCGGCUUGAAGCGAACGUGGUGCGCAGCGGAGCGGCGCGGGUACUUGCGGCGGUCUGCGCGCGCGCAUCGCCACAUUCUGAUGUUUUAGAACUCGACGUCCUCGGCCAACUACUGGAAAACAACUUUAUUGAGAACUGUCUCGAGAUCUUGAUUGACUUCUGUAAUGAAAAAGAAUAUAAAACUAUAAUCGAGCCCAAUGUGCCACUCGCCGUGCUAGAACGUCGCUCGGAGUUAGAAGUGCGUGCGCAGAAAAGUGCUGACACGCGUGUGUCGCCAUCUAUGAUGACUUUCAGAAGCCGGCCGCCGCCCACCGCCGAAUUGGUGGCGUCGUUGGCUGAUGUGCUCCACAAUGUCAGCGCAUUCGGAAAAACUCCAGUCCAGACUUGGAAUGAUCAAGGAUUAUAUCGAUUGCUUUUCAGAUGCGCGUCGUGGUCAAGCGACGACCCCUCGCAAACGAAUAGAGUACGCGCGGCGUGCUGUCGCGCGCUCGUUGCUUUCGCCGCACACAAAUGCGUGCGCGCACUGCUGGCCGCCACCAAAGACUGCUUGUACAGCCUCGUCGCGACGCUAGUACCACUAGAACACGAUGAAUGUGAUGAAUUACAUCUAAGCGCGCGAGUGCAAGCAUUGCUGCUACUGGCAUCGCUUUUGGUGGAGCGAACGGCUGCGGACACUGUGUGGACUGAGCUGAAGGACCGUUUAGCUCUGCCUUUCUUCGGUUUAGUGCUGCAGAGCUUGGAAAGCGACGAAAAUGAAUUUCAACUAGCUGGAAUGUACUGUCUAUCUCUGCUGGUUGUAUCGACCACCCAUAAGAAGUACCCAGAUAAAACGAAAGACAACUCCUGCGUGGAAUUCUAUGACAAUUUGAAGUCACCACUUACCAGCGGGCCGUUGAGUAGCCGUGGAGCAGGAGAUGGAAGCAUUGACUGCCAGCCGGAAUACAUGGCGGAGGAAAUAUGUAAAGCUAUUUUAUCGCUGUACCAGAAGUCUGGUUUGGAUAUGAAGAGAUAUCAGUGCAGCCAAGAUGACAACUGGGUCCGCGUGUGUUCCUGCCUAUGCAGCAUCCUGUCCGUCAGCCCCCGCAGCCGCCGCUACAGCUGCCACAGACACCUGCCGCAGUGCACGCUGGCCACACUGCAGUGCGUGCGCGACCACCUGGGCGUGCAGGGCAAGCCACACGACGUCAUCCCCAGCGCUAACAAUAACCCGGUUCUACGCACGUUAUAUUGGCUUCUGACGGUCAUAGACUGUGCAAUGACGAGCUGUCAGCAAGCCAAGGAAGCGUUUGCUGAACAGAAUCUCUGCUUGUCACUGAACAGGCUAUGGCCGUGGUGCAUGCUGACUGAACAACUGCGGGUGGCGGCCGUGCAUCUGCUUUAUACGUUCUCUAAUGGAUGCCCUAAAGCUUGGUCAUCAAUGUGCAGCUGCGUGUCGGGCCGCAAUCUUGUGGGCGAAGUUAGUGCUCUAGUGGUCCGCGAGGCGGCGCUGCUGUCGCGCGCCCGCAGCGACACUACGCUGCUGCUGUGUGUCCACACUCUGCGGAGGACUUCGGCGCAUCAGCAAUGCCGCGCUAUCAUACUCAAGAGCGACGUGUUACCCUGUCUAUACAAGCUAGCGGUCCGGUCGCGCUCGCGCCCCGGCGGAUGCGGCGGCGUGGGCGGGGCGUGGGCGCGACUGUGCGAGACGCUGUCGCGCCACGCGGAGGGCGCCGGCGCGCUGCUGUCGCUGCAGCCGCAGCUGGCCGCGCUGCCGCCCGCGCUGCGCCCGCGUCUGCUGCCCGCCAUCGCGCAUGCGGCGCUGCACCAGCGGCUCGCUUUCUUGCAGUCCUCCGAGCUCUUAGAGCUUCUUUCGGGCACGCUCCUGGCGGGAGACACUGCUGAAAUGGUGUCUGCAGGACGAGCUGUGUGGUCGCUGGCCGCCAAUAACCACAAGGCCAAAUUGCAACUGCGCAGUGCAGGCAUGUGCACCGCCGUGUACUCGGCCAUGCAGCGGCUGCGGCGCCUCAACAAGGAGCCCGCGGCGCAGCGCGCUCUGCAGCUACUUACCUACACUAACACUGUACUACAAGCUACUUGACAUAUCAACAUCCAUACCUGAUAAUAUUGUUUUCAAUUAAAUUUUAUCAACUCGCCACAUUUCUUAUCGGAAGAAUAAAACAAUGACUAUCAAACGAAAACACUGCUCGCUAACAAAUGGUUACAUGAUUACUAUCAUGUGAAUGAGCUUGCGUCCGCCCUUUUUAUGUAGCUUGACGGUAAGUAGUCGACAGUUUUUGUCCUUUAUGUUCAAUUAUAUUUUUGUUCCAAAUCAAGUUUUGUAUGACCUACAAAAGUAUGUAUAUUAAUAGUUCCAUUUAUUUUGAUAUUGAUUGGACAUUGUAACUUUUAAGCAGAUUUUCCUUAAUCCUUUUCUGUUCAAAAUAGAAAAAUGUAAGUAACGAGAGGAUGUGGUGUUUUUUAUAAUCUCAUCGGUAAACUGCGACAUACAACCAAAACCGAUAUGUGAAAUCGUGUAAUUUUUGUAACUUUUAAUACUUUGACUUAACACAUGAUUAGUACAAGAAAAAAGUAAAAUGAAUUGAUAAAGAGAUAAAAUAGCAUAUGUUUUUUUUACGACAUUCAUAUGUAUUCAAAAUUUGCCUAUAGGAUGUAAAUGUGAGUUUAAAGAUAAAUACAAUUAAAUAUGUCACUCAAAGGUAUUUCUUGGUGUCGGUCUCACCGCUAAUAUGUGCAUAACUAAUGCAGUUAGUUAAUUGUUGACAACAUUUAUGGCGGGCUUACUAAAAGUACUACAGUCCUACUGCAAUAUUAGUAUUUAACGGUUUAAGUAUGGCAUUGUAUUACAAGCUUCGGAUUAAUGAAAUGUAAAUUGUGUAAUGUGUGAGUGCAUGCUGCGGUUUAUCGAGAUUUUGUGUAGGCAGUUGUUAUAGUUCUGUUAAAUACCGUUAAUCUGUGAUGUUCAGCUCAUAAAUUCAAAGUCUGACUAUACAUGUAUUUUUGUACUAUAAUGUCCAUAUUUGUAUUUUAAUAUAAUAAACUCAAAGUAUACUCUA